CCCCGCCCAUCCAGUACCAGGAAGCGGCCACCGCGCGGGGCCGGGAGGACCCGCAGGCUCUUCGGGGCACGGCCCCCCGAGCGCCCUCCAGGCUCCCGGCGCGGCCAUGCCGCGGAGCCUGCGGAGCUGGCUGGGCGGCUGCCUCCUUAUGUCAGCAUUAGGAAUGGUGCCACCUCCUGAAAACGUCAGAAUGAACUCAGUUAAUUUCAAGAACAUUCUACAGUGGGAGUUGCCUGCUUUUCCCAAAGGGAAUCUGACUUUCACAGCUCAGUACCACAGUUAUAAGAAAUUCCAGGAUAUGUGCACGAGGACUACCUUGACGGAAUGUGAUUUCUCAAGUCUUUCCAAGUAUGGUGAUCACACCUUGAGAGUCAGGGCUGAAUUUGCCGAUGAGCAUUCUGACUGGAUAAACAUCACUUUCUGUCCGUUGGAUGACACCAUGAUCGGACCACCUGAAAUGCAAGUAGAAGUACUUGCUAAUUCUUUACACAUGCGUUUCUUAGCCCCUAAAAUGGAGAAUGAGCCUGAAACAUGGACCAUGAGGAAUAUUUAUAACUCAUGGGUUUAUAACGUGCAAUAUUGGAAAAAUGGUUCUGAUGAAAAGUGGCCGAAGACCUGUCAAUAUGACUUUGAGGUCCUCAGAGAUCUUGAGCCAUGGACGACUUACUGUGUUCGAGUUCAAGGGUUUCUUCCUGAUCGGAACAAAAGUGGGGAAUGGAGCCAGCCCGUGUGUGAGCGAACAGCCGAUGAUGAGACAACCCCACCCUGGACUGUGGCCGUGGUCCUGGCAGCGUCCUUGUGCGCGGCCCUCUUGCUGCUCGGCUGCUCGGCCCUGCUGUGGUGUUUGUACAAGAAGACCAAACACGCCUUCUGCCCGGGGAACUGCCUGCCGCAGCACCUGAAAGAGUUUUUAGGCCAUCCUCAUCACAGUACGCUUCUGAUUUUCUCCUUCCCGCCCGCUGAUGAGAAUGAAAUCUUCGACAAACUGAGUGUCAUUACACAAGUCUCGGAAAACAGCAGGCAGAAUCCUGGCAAUGGCAGCCCCCCCGAGGCCCCAUCUGGGCAGGGGUCCUCCGAGCUGGUCCCCGAGGAGGGAGUGCACACCGAGGGGUACAGCACCCCCCUCCUCCUCUCGCCCACCUGUGAGGGUCAGCGGGAAACCACCUGAGCAAACCCCGCAUCUAAAACUCUCAGAUUCCAGGACAAGAUCUGAACAACCAAAGAGCUAGAUUUUAAAGGCUCGCUUGGCAAAAAAAACACUCCACGGUGGGAAUGUGUUGCUUUAUAAAGGCCUCAAUGAUUAAAAAAAAAAAUUCUUGAUCACUGAGGAGUAUAAUUUCCAGCCUCUUCUGCUCACUACUACGAGGAACAAUUUUUAAUUAGAAGAAACAAAAAUACUUAAAAUGAGGGAUAAAAAAACGAGAUGCUGCAAAACCCAGCCAGAUGGCCAAGAGACGGAUCCGGAAAGCAGCCUCAAGUCACGGUGGCGAGCGAAUUUUUGGGAUUCUCAGGGAUACUUGGACUGGAUUUAUUUUGCUACCUGUACAUGUUCUUUAUAGUGCUGGUGCUCUAGUACAGUUUUAUUCUCUAGUUCAUCUGUAUGCGUGAACGGUGCCACGUUUGGGUACUUGGCAGAUAGUGCGUGAGGCUGUCAUUUGCUAUUUCCUGUGUCCAUUCCACAGGUAUUCCUUGGUCCUUUCCUCCGUCACACAGGAACAAUGCUGGGGGGGGGGGGUGUCUAAUGGUAUCUGGGAGCGAUCAGUCCAGGAAGCCUUGGGUUCCACUCAGGCACCUGCUAGCGUGUGAUCCUUCAGCUUCCUCAUCUGGACAUGGAAA
This is a messenger RNA of Mustela erminea (ermine), 1836 nucleotides long. RefSeq names its product interleukin 10 receptor subunit beta (gene IL10RB). The transcript has 7 exons. Bases 107 to 1168 code for a protein of 353 amino acids. The record is from RefSeq and is a predicted model, not a curated record. Lineage: Eukaryota; Metazoa; Chordata; Mammalia; Carnivora; Mustelidae. Gene Ontology annotation, molecular function: protein binding; interleukin-10 receptor activity.